UUUACAUCAACAUUUUUUUUUUUUAUAAAUUCUAGAGUCUGGAGCAUAUCUCUAGGUUCUAGCUUAUGGUUCUCAAUUCAUUAAAAUUAAACAUUAAUAUAACAAAAUAAAAAUGUUUUGUCCGGACUUUUUAGAAUUUCAGGACGUUUUAAAAAAGAUGCGUGUACUUGACGAUAAAAUUGUAUAUGCACUAAAUACAUCAAUACCGACCGAAUCAUUCAAAUCUAAAGUGGAUCCUGCUGUAGCUUGCCAGGACUUAUUUAAUCAAAUACAGAAAGGACAUAGUGAGAGAGAAAAUAUAAUUAAAAACUGUAUAAUGUCUACAGCUGAGACGGUCAAGAAAUUGAAGGCAGUGAAAGAAAGUUCUCCAGAUGAUAUUGAUGUAGUUAAGAAUCUUAAAAGUGAACAACGAAAGUUACGUCUCUUGCAAACCGAAUUGAGUGUAGAAGAGGUGAUUAAUGAAAAGACUAGCAAGAUAUUUAAUGAACAAUGUAGAGCCUAUUAUAAACCAGGAAAUUUAUGAAGACUGAUAAUGCAUUUUAAGUUCUGAGGGUUUCUUUAUGUACAUAGAAUUUAGUUUCAAUCGUAAUGUUUCAAUUAUAUAAUCUUUUAUUAAUAAAUAGUUUUAUUUUUAUUAUUGCUUCCAUCACACACAUUUGUGUAGUAUGUACCAUACAAAUAAUUCUAGGAAUAAACAUGUUAUUUUGAA
Molecule: messenger RNA, 709 nt
Organism: Danaus plexippus (monarch butterfly)
Lineage: Eukaryota; Metazoa; Arthropoda; Insecta; Lepidoptera; Nymphalidae
Gene: Ccdc58
Product: protein MIX23
Exons: 3
Coding region: 113-523 (136 amino acids)
Cellular component (GO): mitochondrial intermembrane space; mitochondrion
Source: RefSeq, a predicted model, not a curated record